AUGGCUGACCACAGACGAAUGGAGCGGGUGAACGGCGUGCUCCGUGAGGAAAUCGCCGCCCUGCUUGCUUCGCAGGUCAAUGACCCGCGUCUCAGGGGCCUCAUCACCAUCACGCAGGUGCGCACGGCGUCCGACCUACGGAGCGCCCGGGUUUACAUCAGCGUGAUGGGGUCGGCGGCCAUCCGCAAAGAAACCCUGGCCGGAAUCCAGUCCUCCGCGUCCUAUCUGCGACGGGAGUUGCGCGGCCGCGUCUCGUUGCGCCACGUGCCGUUCCUUACGUUCCAGUUGGACGACGCCAUGAUGGACGCAGACCGCCUGAUGAAAAUCAUCGAAGACCUGGAGGUUCCGAACGAAACCGGCGACGACGCCCAGGCGCCGGCGGAGCGUGCCUGA
Messenger RNA from Geodia barretti, 393 nucleotides. The record is from the annotation of a GenBank genome assembly. Lineage: Eukaryota; Metazoa; Porifera; Demospongiae; Tetractinellida; Geodiidae.